UACAACAUGUCGUGAAAUUCAUUAUUGUCAUAUAUUUUUUUGCCAUUUGUUUGGAUUUUAAUUUUUCACUUUGAAGAAGCCUGGGGAUUUCGAGAGGUGAAAAUUAUAGUGAGUUUAUGUUACCAAGGGUGUACUUGAAAAUGCCGAGUAUGACGCACGGUACAUGCCGCUGGGGGAGGUUGUCCGAGUGCGAGUUAGAGUUAGAGGGAUAGAUUUUCGUUUAGAGAUUGAGAUCUUUCUUUUUUUUUCGGCGAGGUCUUCAGGGUCUUCAGGUGUUCUGGUCUUCUGAUGGAGACUCGGAUGGAGUGCAAAUUAGUUCCAUCCUACUCUUCAAUUUCUUCAUUUAAAAUUGAAUUUUUUAUGAGUAAUGAAUGAGGAAUGAGUUAUAAUAACCAGUGAGAAGAGGAUAAAAUAGAACAUUAAUAGCGGAUGAAAAAAUUUAGGUGCCUAAUAAUAUUUCAAUAAACUAGUGCCUAAUACUGUAAGUGCAAUAAUAAGAAAAUCCAAAAAAUUCAACGAGUUUUGUGUUUAUUGGUUGAAAGAAUGAAUAGUAGAAUAAGUGAUGAGUUUGACAGUCGGAAAAUAGUAUAAUUUGGUUUGUUCGUGUUAAAGUGGAGGUAUAAAUAUAAAUAAAGUGGUGGAUUUAAUAAAAUCUAGCGGGGGAUAUGAGGUGAGGGUGAGCUAACACCGAAUGUACGUACCACCAGGACGUGGUAACGCGCUGCCCUACCUCUGCAAGCGCAUAUAUUCUAUUUGUCAUGUCACAAUUAAUGCUAUGCAAUUUAGCAAAUACCUCGAAUGCGGGAAAUGAUACGAACAAUAACGCUAACACUAACAGCAGUAUGGAGGACGACGACUCUUACCCACUGCCCACUAUUUAUCGGUGUCGUGCUCCAAUAGCGAGUCUGGAUUGUAUGGAAGAGUUCAACGGUGGUAGUGGUCCAGACUCAAUUGGUCACAUUCACUGCAGCACAACGCAACAAGGAACCAAGGAACAGCUACUCACUGGAUGUAUAUCGGUACAGGGACAUCGUACUCCGCAUCCCUCGCCAGGUAUUCGAUACCGCAACUUGGGCAAAAGCGGUCUACGUGUUUCCAAUGUUGGAUUAGGUACAUGGACAACAUUCGGUGGAUGUAGCAAUGAGGAGAGUGCUGAGGCGGUGGUGGCCUUGGCCUACGACAGCGGUAUCAACGUGUUUGACCUGAGCGAGGCGCACAGCGGCCACCGGGCUGAGUCUCAACUUGGUCGCAUUCUACUGCGCCGAUCCUGGAAUCGUUCCAGCUAUGUUGUCACCACCAAGAUCUAUUGGAACACUAAAACUGAGGGGCGUGGGUUGUCCAGAAAACACAUUAUCGAAUCUGUACAGGCAUCCCUGGCAAGGCUGCAGCUUUCGUACAUUGACAUUGUGAUGAUUCAUAAAGUCGAUCCAAUGUGCCCGAUGGAAGAGAUCGUACGAGCGAUGAAUUAUGUAAUCAGCAAAGGGUGGGUGAUGUACUGGGGUACAUCGAGGUGGACUCCCGUGGAGAUAAUGGAGGCUUACACAAAUUGCCGACAAUUCAAUUGUGUAACACCUAUUGUAGAACAGGCGGAGUAUCAUCUUUUCUACAGGGACAAACCGGAACUCUAUAUGCCAGAGCUGUACAAUAAAAUAGGGGUGGGACUGAUGGCCUGGUCGACCGUCACCAUCGGCAUGGUCUCAUCGAAGCCGGACGACAGUGGUGUUUCCUUUCUCUCACGAUCCUCAUAUAAGAAUAAAUACUCGUCGUUCAGUUGGACCGAGGACGAGACGCAAUCUUUGUACAAGGAGCAUCGGAGGGAUAUGACUCCGGAGUUCGGAUGUAAGGAUAAGCCCGUUGAGGAGGAGGCGCGCAAGUAUUCGGAUAAGCUGAGGGACGUAUGCUCACUGGCAGAGAGACUUGGAUGCACAUUUGGGCAGUUGGCAAUAGCGUGGUCCCUGAAGAAUGAAAGUGUCCAGUGCCUUCUUAUCGGAGCGUCUAAUAUUGAUCAGCUCUAUGAGAGUCUGCAGAGUCUACAGCUGAUACCGAAGCUCAAUACAAACAUGAUGAACGAGAUGGAGCGAAUACUGGAUAAUAAACCGUGCCGUCCACCGAUGGUGUCGACUCUGGCGCUUAGAUGACAAUCGAUCUGCCCCCAUGGCAGCGCUGGGGGCAGUCUUGAGGAUGGGGCGGGUAGUCCCAAGAGCGAAGCUGGCCACAGUCAUGAUCAGGAGCAGACCAAAGAAGUGACCAAUAAACUACCAUUCUGUGAGAUACAGUGAGCCAACUCUAACAGACAUACCAUCCAAAACAAAUACGUUGUUUAUCUCAGGGUCCUCUCAAUGGUACGCCCCUUCGUCAUAUUAUCAACUAUGAUUCAUACGAAAAUCCUCGACGACAAUACUCCCAAGUCACUCGAGACACUCUAUUCACCAUUCUAUUCGCUAUUUUAACGGGUAUCGGGGAUGAGUAAUUUUCGACAAAGGGAUCCACCCUAUUUCCUUUAUAUUUCAUCCUCGCCACGAAUAAUUCAUUAAUUAGUCGACUAAUUAAGUAAAUUUUCUCUCAUAAAAAAUAAAAUACAAUUUAGAUUCUGAGAGGUAGAAUUUUUGAAAAUGAAAAAUGCCCGGUGUUAUUUGGGUUUUGUCAUAGGACUUAUCAAUUUCCAUUCCAAUUUGCUGGAUAUAAAUAAAAUUUAGUGGAUGAUGUAGAAAAUGAGGAAAUUAAAAAAUGAGGGAGAUGGCGACAAAUGGCCAAUGAUUCGUGCAUGUUAGGGCAUUUUUUAAUGACAAAUAACGAGUAAUCGAACGGUGGCAAUCGAGAGCGCACUAAUCCGCUCAAUAUUCCGGUGAUUUUCUUUUUUUUCUCCCACUAAAAAAUAUGACAAAAAUUUUGGCAAUUGUUGCAUCAAUUUCAAUAAAAUUUGGUGAUUAAUGAGUAAGAGAAAAUUAUUAGAAGAUGAUGAUAUUCAAGUCUAGAUAAAACUUGAUUUUUAUAGUGCUUUAUUGUCUGAUGAACGAGCACGUUAUCCCUCCAACGUAUCUUUAAUCAUUCAUUGCUCACAUAUAGAUUUCGCAAUAGACUAAAUAAUUAUGCGGAGAUAAAGAAAAAAAUUAAUAAUAAUUCGAAACAAUUAAUUAAUUCUAUUCACGAUUAUAGUAACGGACAACAAAAUGAUGAAGAUUUGGGGGAAAAAUUGAGAUGAAUUUCUAGUCGAUAAUAGGGUAAACGUUGAAAAAUCUAUUCUCCCGAUUAUUACUAAAUAUAAUAGGUGAAAUCACGCAAAGAUAAAGUGAAAAGAAUAAAAAAAACUCUAAAUUAAGUGAUUAACUAUGAAAUAAAUUGCGCAGUGGUGCCGGGCCGUAAAGUUUUUCAGCCAGACCGUUUUAUCCGCUUGCGAUAAUGAUCUUAAAACAAUUAAACGAACAAAAAAAUUAUAAAUAAUUACUCAAUGAGGAGAUAUUAAAAACAUAGGAAUAUCAAUAUUUUACACGUAAAGAACGUAAAGAAUAGAGCAUAGGAGGAUUUUCAAUUUAAUAUAAUAAUAUAAUAAUACGUUGAAUCGCAACUUAUAAUAUAUUUUUUAUCGCAAAACAAUCUAAUCUUACGAGAAUAGUGAAGAAAAUUGACAAACAAACGGUCAUACGAAAGCACCGAUGCAGAAAGUCGAGGAAUCGCUUUAGACUGCCUUAUGACCUCAAACGAGGGGCUGGGAGAAAUUAUACUAAAUAAAAAAUUGUAAUAUGUCAAGGAGAAAAAGAUUAUCUUUUAAAAAAUUCAGCUUUAGCCACGCAAACGAUGGUGGAAAGACAGAUAAGGCGAAAAGCAUAUUUCAUUAGCCAAUUUCUCAGAAUAUUAUUAUCUUUCGUCUUUCGCAAAGCUUUGCAGCCUUCCUUAGAUUUGCAUAAAGAGAUACAUAAUCUAUUCUCAUCAUUCGAUUAACUACCAGUCGUGAUAAAUUAUCUUCACAUACACCCAACCGAAUCGAAUUGAUACAGUUGCAAUAGCAAAUUAGAGAGAGUCGAGAGAGAACAACAUUCAUCCUCCAUCAUGGAUGAUUUCAUUUUUGUGCAAAAAAAAGGAAUAAAAAUUACUUUAAAAAAAUUAUCACUUUUUUUCAUAAAUAGGACUUUUCCCAUUUGAACUGAUAAGCGAGGAAGAGGAAAUACCGAUGUUUUAAACUAUCAUACUCAUCUAGAACAUAUCCAAGUUUAAUCAUUAGAGAAAAUUAAGAAAUUUUAAUCAAUCGUUAUUAAGGAAUCACAGCGUCGGUGUUUCAUUUUCCUUUAAUUCACGUUCGUUUUGGUAAUUGAACUUUGUUUUUCCAUUGGACACGGUAAAAAAUUCACUGUAACGAUAUUUCUAAUCAAAAUGCAUUACAAAAAGUCAUCACUUUUAUUCAUCGUAACGAAACGACUUUGUUAAUUGACAACAGAAAUUAGCAGUAUUGUACAUCGAAGCCCAUAUUUAGCCCUCCAUUUUUCAUCCCCCCUGAAGUACCAAUAAGAAUCAGAUCGCGGACUUGUAGAGAUUUAGAAUAAAUUGAUUGAAAAAAAUAACAAAUAAAAAUGUUUUAUGCCAUUGAAUACAUCAUGUCGCACUCGGGGAAUGACAAACUGGCGUUUCAUUCAAUUGCAUCAACCGGAAAUACGAAUCAAUGAAGCAUUGCUGCGAUAUUAAUGAAAAACAACUGUAUAAACUAAUUGUGUUUUCCAUGUAAAACGUUCAUUUUUUACAAACGUCGACACUUGUACAUUAUUGUAUGUGUUCAUCUAUAUGGUUUGACGACGACGACGGGAAACCAGAAUGAAAAUUAUCCUAUAAUCGGUGGAGCAUUGGUACCACAUUUGAUACUUUGAUGUCGAUCAUACAGUGAGACGAUGCGAUGAUGAAUAAUUUUUCAAAUCGAAAAAUAAAACAUAAUGAAAAAAAAAUAUUGUUUUUCAAGUUGUUACGUCAACAAUGCCAAUUGUUCAAUAAAGUUUCAAUCGCAAUGGAAUGAGAGUGCGAGCAAAUAUCCCUCAUUGUUUUUCAUUGCAAUUAACACCUUGUCUCAGAUUUCCUGUAAUUUUAUUAUCACAAAAAUAAUCAAAAAGGAUUUUUGAUUGAUUA
Molecule: messenger RNA, 5109 nt
Organism: Fopius arisanus
Lineage: Eukaryota; Metazoa; Arthropoda; Insecta; Hymenoptera; Braconidae
Gene: Hk
Product: Hyperkinetic
Exons: 10
Coding region: 759-2138 (459 amino acids)
Biological process (GO): potassium ion transport; regulation of potassium ion transmembrane transport
Cellular component (GO): voltage-gated potassium channel complex; cytoplasm
Molecular function (GO): transmembrane transporter binding; voltage-gated potassium channel activity; potassium channel regulator activity
Source: RefSeq, a predicted model, not a curated record